Molecule: messenger RNA, 3457 nt
Organism: Saccostrea cuccullata (small rock oyster)
Lineage: Eukaryota; Metazoa; Mollusca; Bivalvia; Ostreida; Ostreidae
Product: catenin alpha-2-like
Exons: 23
Coding region: 40-2787 (915 amino acids)
Biological process (GO): cell-cell adhesion; cell migration
Cellular component (GO): catenin complex; adherens junction
Molecular function (GO): beta-catenin binding; actin filament binding; cadherin binding
Source: RefSeq, a predicted model, not a curated record
AAAAAUACUACAAGUUAUAGAUAUCUGCCCUAGUGUGCCAUGAGUGUUGGUUCCCCUGCAGUGGGGUCCCUCCAGUUGAAAUGGGACCCCAAAAAUCUGGAGAUCCGGACAAUGUCUGUGGAGAAGACAUUGGAACCUCUAGUUACACAGGUAACAACCCUAGUUAAUCAAAAAAGUCCAUCAAAUAAAAAGAAAGGGAGGUCAAAGAAGGCACAUGUUUUGAGUGCCGCUGUUCAGAAAGCCACAGAGAAUUUCAUUGCUAGAGGAGAGGAAAUCGCCAAUGAAAACCCAGAUAUCAGGCCUGACAUGAUGGCAGCUGUCGACGAAGUCAGGAAAACUGGGGAGGUAAUGAGGGAUGCCUCUACUGAGUUUGCUGCUGAGCCCUGUUCCCUGUCUAAGCGGGGGGCUAUGGUACGGGCUGCUAGAGCUCUCCUAUCUGCUGUCACAAGACUUCUGAUCUUAGCCGAUAUGGUGGAUGUUCAUCUCUUGCUGAAAUCUCUUAGAAUGGUUGAGGGUGACUUGGACAGAGUAAGGAAUGCCACAAGUCAGCAGGAGCUGAUGUCUAGCUUCAAAGAUCUGGGGGAGAGCUUAGUGGAUCUAGCUCAGCGAGCUGCCCAAAGACAGAAUGAUCUGAAGGACCCGAGAAGGCGUGACGAUUUAGCUGCCGCUAGGGCUGUCCUCAAGAAAAAUAGCAUGAUGCUGCUGACGACUUCAAAGGCUUACGUAAGGCACCCAGAACUUGCUCCAGCCAAAUCAAAUCGAGACUAUGCCUACCAACAGCUUGUGGAUGCUGUCAACACAAUAUCUGGUGUGGCCCAGGCCUCGGGGGCCUCUGAUGCUCACCCAUAUGAGGGAGCUGGGGAACUGGCUUCAGCAUUGGAUGAAUUGAUGCAAAAAAUAAUCAUGGAUCCCUUGACAUACAAUGAAGUGAGGACCCGGCCGUCCUUAGAGGAACGCCUGGAGAGCAUCAUCAGUGGCGCCGCCCUGAUGGCAGACUCCUCAUGUACGCGGGACGAUCGCAGGGAGAGGAUCGUACAGGAGUGUAACGCUGUCAGACAGGCCUUACAAGAUCUGUUAACAGAGUACAUGAACAAUUGCAGGAAACCACAAUCAAGUAAUUUCAAGUCUGGAAGAAGUGAGAGGAGUGAAGAUCUUCAGAGGGCCAUAGAUAACAUGGAACGUAAGACGAAGGACCUCAAGAGACAGCUGAGAAAAGCAGUGGUGGAUCAUGUUUCUGACUCCUUCCUGGAGACCAACGUACCCCUCCUUGUUCUGAUAGAAGCUGCCAAGGCCGGGGACGAGAAGGGAGUGGAGGAGUAUGCCCAGGUGUUUGCUGACCAUGCCAACAAACUUGUGGAGGUAGCAAACUUGGCCUGUUCCAUGUCCAGCAAUGCAGAAGGUGUGAAAAUGGUCAGAAUGACUGCAGCUGAACUUGAAAGUCUCUGUCCACAGGUAAUCAAUGCAGCUCGAAUUCUUGCCAGUCGUCCGAGGUCAAAGGUCGCUCAAGAAAACAUGGACGUGUUUAAGGAUGCCUGGGAGAGAGAAGUGAGGAUCCUGACAGAUGCUGUAGAUGAUAUUACCACCAUUCAUGAUUUCUUGGCUGUAUCUGAGAGUCACAUCCUUGAGGAUGUCAACAAAUGUGUGGUGGCUCUUCAGGAGGGAGAUGCAGACACGCUUGACCGAACUGCUGGGGCCAUCAGAGGGAGGUCCUCUCGCGUGUGUAAUGUGGUCACUGCAGAGAUGGAGAAUUACGAGGCAGGGGCAUAUGUUGAUAGAGUCAUGGAAACAGUACUGAUGCUUAGGGACCAAGUGAUGCCUAACUUUGCUGAGAAAGUGGAGAUAGCCGUGGAUGCCCUGAGUUACAAUCCUCCACGAGAGGUGGACGAGAAUGAGUUUAUUGAUGCCAGUAGACUUGUGUAUGAUGGGGUCAGAGAUAUCAGACAGGCCGUGCUGCUAGACAGGACUGAAGUAGAAACAGAUUCAGAAGUUGAAGAAGAUCCAUAUGAAACAAGAAGCAAAUCUUCAAGAUCCAAAGCUAGCUACAUGACUGGGAUGGAUGACGACCAUGGUAAGAGUGACAGAGCCAUGAUGAGACAACUCCCUGCGGAGGAACGAGAGAAGAUCCAGGAGCAUGUGCAGGAAUUCCUGGCGGACAAAAUGAAGCUCGACCGUGAAGUGGCCAAGUGGGAUGACAGUGGGAAUGACAUUAUUGUCAUGGCUAAACAGAUGUGUAUGAUCAUGAUGGAGAUGACAGAUUUUACAAGAGGACGAGGUCCACUGAAGAGUACAAUGGACGUUAUCAAUGCUGCUAAGAAAAUCUCAGAGGCUGGUAUUGGAUUGGACAAACUGGCUAAACAAAUUGCUGAUCAGUGCCCAGACUCUGCCUCAAAGAAAGAUCUGGUUGCAUACCUGCAGAGAAUCACCUUGUAUUGUCAGCAAUUAAACAUUACAAGUAAAGUCAAGAAUGACAUUACUAGCAUCAGUGGACAGGCUAUUGUGGUCACAGGGCUGGACAGUGCUACUUCACUUAUUAUGGCCGCAAAGAAUCUCAUGAACGCUGUGGUCCUGACAGUAAAAGCCUGUUAUGUCGCAUCCACUAAGUAUAAGCAAGCAGGUCACACAUCCACAGUGGUCAUGUGGAAGAUGAAGCCUCCAGAGAAGAAGGCUCUGGUCAAGCGGGAGGAUCCGAAUGAACUCCGGUCCAAAGUCCGCAAGGGGGCCAGGAAGAAGAACAUGGAGCCCGUCAAGGCACUGAGUGAAUUCCAGGAAAUUGACAGCUUCUGUUAGAACCCAAUCAUUCCAACUAAUACGCAAUUCAUUUAAUGACAAGUGAGGGAAAAUUGGGUGUUUUGUUUACUGACAUAUACAUAUUUAAAAAGGAAAGGAAAUUUAAAACAGAAGCUACCAGUAUAUUUUGAAAAAGACCUCAUUUGAGCAUAUUGAUAACUUCUUGUUGAUAUUUUAAGGAAGCUUGUAAAAUGGACUUAAAUUAAUUUUUUUUUGCAAUUUCUAAUAUUUCAUAUCUUACUACAUCCAUUGAUACAUAUUCUCCACAAAUUACUAUUUGUUAUGAAGCACAUAUACCAUCUCAAAGACUUUUUUUCUUAUUUCUAGAGAUAAAAUACAACUGUUAUUCAGAUACAUGUAUUGUUCAUCGUUUAAUAGUGUAUCAUUUUUAAAAUCAUCCUAGAUCGUUUUCAUGUAUUUAAUUGGAAAAGUCCAACAGCUGUCACUUAUUUCACAUUAGUUGUUAUCCAUUACAAUUACCACACCAUUUCUUUUCUUUUUUUUUUUUUUUUUGCAUUUUAAUUUUUUUUUAAAAAUCUUUUUUUAAUACCAAUGAUUUCGCAUAAAAUGUGAUAUUAUGUCAUGGUUGUUUUUGUCAUUUAUAUGUGUAGCAUUUUAUAGUGUUUAUACACACAUGUAUAAUUUAGAAUUACGAAGGGUUGUGAAAUAU